GCCUCGUUGCGUUGGCCCAGGCGAAGCGCCAGGAGCACGCGAGCCGUGCGAAGGUUGCCAAGCGCGGGUACUGCUAGUCCCGGCCAUGUCUGGCUCUCACGCUCCAGAGGGAGACUGUUGUUGCUCACGGCAGUGCCGCGCGCAGGACAAGGAACAUCCAAGAUACCUGAUCCCAGAGCUUUGCAAGCAGUUCUACCAUUUGGGCUGGGUCACUGGGACUGGAGGAGGAAUUAGCUUGAAGCAUGGCAAUGAAAUCUACAUUGCUCCUUCAGGAGUGCAAAAGGAACGGAUUCAGCCUGAAGACAUGUUUGUUUGUGACAUCAAUGAAAAGGAUAUAAGCGGACCUCCACCAUCUAAGAAUCUUAAGAAAAGCCAGUGUACUCCUCUUUUCAUGAAUGCUUACACAAUGAGAGAAGCAGGCGCUGUGAUCCAUACCCAUUCUAAAGCCGCUGUCAUGGCCACCCUUGUCUUCCCAGGAAAGGAGUUUAAAAUUACACAUCAAGAGAUGAUCAAAGGAAUAAAGAAAUGUACCUCGGGAGGGUAUUACAGAUACGAUGAUAUGUUAGUAGUACCUAUUAUUGAGAACACACCUGAGGAGAAAGACCUCAAAGAGCGCAUGGCUCGGGCAAUGAAUGAUUACCCAGACUCCUGCGCAGUGCUAGUCAGACGGCAUGGAGUCUACGUCUGGGGCGAGACGUGGGAGAAGGCUAAAACCAUGUGUGAGUGUUAUGACUAUUUGUUUGAUGUUGCUGUAUCAAUGAAGCAAGUAGGGCUGGACCCAGCACAGCUUCCCGCUGGAGAAAAUGGAAUUGUAUAAAUAAAUGGAAAUUUACUGUAUAGAGAGAUAAAGGAAAAAGGAAAGUGAA
Molecule: messenger RNA, 866 nt
Organism: Budorcas taxicolor (takin)
Lineage: Eukaryota; Metazoa; Chordata; Mammalia; Artiodactyla; Bovidae
Gene: APIP
Product: APAF1 interacting protein
Exons: 7
Coding region: 86-817 (243 amino acids)
Cellular component (GO): cytoplasm
Molecular function (GO): metal ion binding; methylthioribulose 1-phosphate dehydratase activity
Source: RefSeq, a predicted model, not a curated record